UCUGUGUGAGGCAAUUGAGGAAGAAGCUCUUGGAGAGCUCCUCUGGGUGUGGGUGAGGGGCUCAAUGGGCCACACAGUGGAGCUUCACGGAAAAUUGCGAGCGUAUUCAGUGGUAUAAAAGAUGAGGACUGGUAUUUUUGGUCAGUGUCUCUCUGAGCGGCAGUCAGUUACAAACCGACAAUCAAAAUGGAUGACGAUCAGAAAAUGGAUAUCAUCAGGAAGGCUUUCCAGAUGUUCGACACCCAGAAAUCUGGCUUCAUCGACACUUUGAAGAUAUCCACAAUUCUCACGUCCAUGGGCCAGCCUUACGAUAAGACGGAGCUGCAGACACUCAUCUCGGAUAAUGAUCCUGAUCAGACCGGAAAGGUGAACUUUGACGGUUUCGCGCGCAUCGCCGGUCACUUCCUGGAGGAAGAGGACGCCGAGGCGAUGCAGCAGGAACUGAAGGAGGCCUUCAGGCUGUACGAUCGCGAGGGUAACGGCUACAUCACCACCAGCACCCUAAAGGAGAUCCUCGCUGCCCUCGACGAUAAGCUCUCCAAUGCUGAUUUGGAUGGCAUCAUCGCAGAAAUCGACACUGACGGCUCCGGAACGGUCGAUUUUGAUGAAUUCAUGGAAAUGAUGACUGGAGACUAAGUUAAAAGCAUCCACCAUCGCGAGAGAGCAUUUUCAGAAUGCCGUGACGCCCAUUUGAAAAGGAUGAAAGUGCAACCAAAACUAUCAGUAUCGCACUUUUGGAUUGUGAGUAUCACUGAAGACUCUGUUGAAUGUUUAUGACAAUAAAUCU
Messenger RNA from Phlebotomus argentipes, 787 nucleotides. RefSeq names its product troponin C (gene TpnC25D). The record is from RefSeq and is a predicted model, not a curated record. The coding region runs from base 187 to 636 and encodes 149 amino acids. NCBI's taxonomy places the organism in Eukaryota, Metazoa, Arthropoda, Insecta, Diptera, Psychodidae. The transcript has 5 exons. Gene Ontology annotation, molecular function: enzyme regulator activity; calcium ion binding.